This is a messenger RNA of Candidozyma auris, 1977 nucleotides long. RefSeq names its product Chs4p (gene CHS4). NCBI's taxonomy places the organism in Eukaryota, Fungi, Ascomycota, Pichiomycetes, Serinales, Metschnikowiaceae. The transcript has a single exon. The coding region runs from base 1 to 1977 and encodes 658 amino acids. The record is from RefSeq and is a predicted model, not a curated record. Gene Ontology annotation, molecular function: protein binding.
AUGUCCCAUCCCUACAGACUGAAGGCAAACCCCUCGGCGUCCUCCUUGACCACAGCCCAUACUAGCACCACGUCUCCCCCCAUGGCCACACCUCCCAGCAACACUAUUCACAACAACAACAAUAUCAACACGCCGUAUCCCUUGAGCGACGCCCACACUGAGUCCACGUCAGACGUUAGCUACAAAAGCUCUCUUUCCCACCAGUACCAAGCACUAGCAGCCCCGGGAUCAGCCAGCCACAGUCACGGAUCAAACGGACACGCCAACAAACCUUUGGACGAGACCACGUCCUUGAGCAACAGAUUCGCAGCCACCACGCUCUCGAGCCCUCGUUUUUCGUCCAACGAUCAUCGUGCGCUUAGCGUGUCGCCUCGGCACGAUGCGGUGCUUCCUUCCACGGUGCCCUACCCCAUCAACGAACCGUCGGCAGCGUCACUGUCUCGAAGCAGAGACUCGGCAGUCACGUCGCCUCCGCUGAUCCCGGUGUCGGCAGACUCGUCGGUGACAAACCUCAACUUGAACCACCCUACCCAACCCCAGGACUUGUACUCGAGACCAGAACAUAACCUCUCUGUGGCCAGCAUGCCGGGCCAAUUGGCCCGCUACAGCCAUGCACGGUCGCUUUCGUCGUCGUCGUCGUUCUUCCACGAUCAAGAUUCCCAUAACCUUGUCAGCGACUAUCUAGGCGAGAACCUGGCCCAUUUGAUGCCUCGGAUCAAGACGAUGGAAAUGUACAGAAAGAACGCGAAGAAGUCGACCGACCCGGCCGUCUUGUUCCAGUACGCCCAGUAUAUGCUACAAACUGCGCUAAUGCUCGUGACAGACUCGCCUCUGACCUCGGGUGGAAGCACUCCAAACGGCACCACCCCCAAGAAGCCACAAACGGGAUCCUCCUUGUCAUUGGACACCGAGCUGACAAAAAAGGGCCACCGCAAGUCCAAGUCGUCCAACUCCUUUGACUUGCAGGACGCUUCGACGCCUGAGCUCAAGAAGUCUUUGCUAAAGGAAGCCCACCAUUACUUGAAGCGUCUCUCCGACAAAGGGUACGUGGAUGCCCAGUACUUACUAGGUGAUGCGUACAGCUCGGGCGCUUUUGGCAAAGUUGAUAAUAGAGAAGCAUUUAGUUUAUUCCUUGCGGCAGCUAAGCACGGACACACGGAAUCGGCAUUCAGAACGGCCCAUUGCUACGAGGAGGGCCUCGGCACGGGCCACGAUGCUCGAAAAGGAAUUGAUUUCCUCAAAAUGGCUGCGUCCAAAAACCACCCUGCUGCUAUGUACAAGCUAGGUGUUUACUGUUUCUACGGCCGUAUGGGUGUGUCUAAUAGCGUGGACAAGAAGAAAGCUGGCAUCAAGUGGUUAGAGCGAGCAUCGAACGUGGCCACCGAGUUGACGGCAGCGGCGCCCUAUGAGCUAGGCAAAAUUUACUACGAAGGGUUCCUCGAUAUUGUUAUUGUCGACAAGAUGUAUGCGCUCAAGCUCUUUGCCGAGGCAGCAGCUCUUGGCCACGUCGAGUCCGCAGCCAUUUUGGGCCACCAUUACGAAGUGGGUGAAGUUGUCGAAUCGGAUGCCCAAUUGUCCAUCAACUAUUACACCAACGCCGCCGUUGCCGGCCAUCCGCAGUCAAUGCUCUCCAUCUGUGCCUGGUACCUCGUUGGUCUGGAGCCUUACUUGCCCAAGAGCGAAUAUGAAGCAUUUGAGUGGGCCAAGAAGGCUGCGCAGUGUGGUUUGGCCCAGGCUCAAUUCGCUCUUGCCAACUUCUACGAGAAGGGCAUUGGGUGUGACAAGAAUGCCAACGAGGCUCAAGUGUGGUACACCAAGGCCGCCGAAAAUGGCGAGGCCAAGGCCCUCGCCAGAAUCACCAACAAAGACGCUGCUGCCAAAGCUGCAAAAUUGGCAAGGCGAAAUCGCAAGAAGAAUGCUUCUACCGCGGCCGGUCCCGGUGACUCUGCUCAAGAGAAGGACUGUGCCAUUGUUUGA